Kogia breviceps (pygmy sperm whale) is the source of this 2169-nucleotide messenger RNA. RefSeq names its product MAF bZIP transcription factor F (gene MAFF). Gene Ontology annotation, biological process: regulation of transcription by RNA polymerase II; regulation of epidermal cell differentiation. The record is from RefSeq and is a predicted model, not a curated record. Gene Ontology annotation, molecular function: DNA-binding transcription factor activity, RNA polymerase II-specific; RNA polymerase II cis-regulatory region sequence-specific DNA binding. Lineage: Eukaryota; Metazoa; Chordata; Mammalia; Artiodactyla; Physeteridae. Gene Ontology annotation, cellular component: nucleus.
AAUUCCGGGAAGCUCGCCUUACAACUCUGCGCGGCCCCCUGCGCUUCCCGCCCCACAACAAAACUCGGUGCGUCGCUCCCGGGAGCCGGGCUCGGAGCGACCCGCGGUCGGGACCGGAGGGGAGACUGACCAAGGCGCGGGCGGGGACAGCAGCUCGGAAGGCAGCGGGACCCGCGAGUGCCAGGGACGCCAGGCGAAGCAGGCCGAGAGGCGGGGUUGCCCAACCCUUCAGUCUCAGCAGAAACAGGAAGGGCCAGAAAAACCCACGGCAAAAGUCGGAGGUCUCAGCCCAGAGGGCACUUUCUGCAAACAUGUCUGUGGAUCCCUUAUCCAGCAAAGCCCUGAAGAUCAAGCGCGAGCUGAGCGAGAACACGCCGCACCUGUCCGACGAGGCGCUGAUGGGGCUGUCGGUGCGCGAGCUGAACCGGCACCUGCGCGGGCUCUCAGCCGAGGAGGUGACGCGGCUCAAGCAGCGGCGCCGCACACUCAAGAACCGCGGCUACGCAGCCAGCUGCCGCGUGAAGCGCGUAUGCCAGAAAGAGGAGCUGCAGAAGCAGAAGUCGGAGCUGGAGCGCGAGGUGGACAAGCUGGCGCGCGAGAACGCCGCCAUGCGCUUGGAGCUCGACGCGCUGCGCGGCAAGUGCGAGGCGCUGCAGGGCUUCGCCCGCUCCGUGGCCGCCGCCCGCGGGCCCGCCGCGCUGGUGGCUCCGGCUAGUGUCAUCACCAUCGUCAAGUCCGCCCCGAGCCCCGGCCCCGCCCCCGGCUCGGGCCCCGCCCCCGGCCCCGCCGCCUGCUCCUAGUGGCCGCCGAGCGCCGCUCGCUCCGCCCACGUCCAUUCUCCAAACCACAGACCCCUCUGACCCCAGCUGCCUUCCCUAAGUGCCUAAGCGCCGCAGUCUCUGUCUCCAAGUGCCAUUUCUCUGCAGCCACCAGCCCCCGUGGGGAACACACACGUUCCCUCCCCAGAGCCUGUCUUCCUCCUGCGGCCCCUGAAACUGGGACCUGAUGUCCCUGGGGAGGGGCAACGGUGAUGAGAUAGGAUGUAGGUGGGGUCGGGGUCUGGGGUUUCCUCUGGUAGAAAAUUCAGCCUUCUUAGUUUGAGGAGGGGAUACAGAGCGGAUUAGAGAAGGGCCAUCGAGGGGAAGACGGCCACCCCUCAUUUUGUAACUGCUCAGCUUGUGCCAUCAGCCCCUCCCCACCCGCCAGGGAGACAGGACUAGGCUUGGCCCGGUAUGGGUCUUGUGGGGCUGUCUAGCUGGGAGGCUGAUGCUCCCGCCUCCGCCUUGCACCCGGAUGCCUGGCCUUCCAAAGCUGGAAGACUCAUUAGAAAUCACUUAGUGAAGCCCACUUAACAGAUGAGAAAACAGGCCUCUAUCGGACGUGCCCAAGGCCACAUACGCUUAGUGGUUGAGCUGGAGCCCUGUCUUCCCACUGCUGCCCUGAGACUCCAGCCAUGGUUGUCAGAGGGACAGUGGCCAGGGCCUGAACAGGUGGUGAAAGGGCCUCCGUAGCCUGGGAGAUGGCUCUCUGUGAGUCAGGUGAAGAGAAGUAGAGGGAGGGAGAAGGUGAUGCAGAUGGAAGAGAGAGGGAAGGAGCUGGCCAGGCUCAACCCUGGGCUCUCCCUGCAGCCAGGGAGCUGGCCAGCCAAAGAGAAAGGGGACCGAGGAGGUGACCACUGUGGCGGUGGGGAGAUGAGAAGACAGAGCCUAUGGUUCUGCAGCCUGGGAUAGGGGUCCUUAAAGGGAAGGGUCCCAGCUGUCCACCCUGUGGGAUGGGGGCUGACCACUGCCAUUGAUCGCAUUCUCCUGGGAAGCCCGGCCGGAGCCUUUCUCCGCGCCCCACCCCCCGCCCAACUAUACAGCUGCUCCUCCCUGCUGUUUAUUUAUUGCACGAAUCUAAGUUAUUCUCCCCAGCCAGAGCCCGGCGCCCACUGCCUGGGAAAAGUGGUGUGUGGCCCUGAGCUGGACUUUAUAUUUUAUAUCUGCAAAUAAAUCACAUUUUAUCUUAUAUUUAGGAGAAGCCGGAUGGCAAAAACAACCAAAAAAUGUUUUUUAAAAACAAUUGCCCGGCCCCUGGAAUUUAUUUAUUUUUCUGACUUACAGUAAGCAAGUUAUCUGCCUUCUGUAUUUUGUAGACUUUCUGAAUAAAGUCAAGUUCUCUUUUUCCACA